Molecule: messenger RNA, 864 nt
Organism: Paramecium sonneborni
Lineage: Eukaryota; Ciliophora; Oligohymenophorea; Peniculida; Parameciidae
Source: the annotation of a GenBank genome assembly
GAAAAAUGAAAGUAUUUUUUGAAGAUUCUUAGAGAAAGCCAUUAGUUUGUAGAGGAUGUGCAGGAAGAACAUUAGGUUAUGAAAGAGCAUGUUGUCAAGAAAAUGAAUUCCUAAAUGUCCUAAAAUAAAAUUAUAUUGAUGGAACCUGUGUCUCUUAUUUCAGAGAAAUUUUAGGAAUGUCAUAAGGAUGUGAAAACUUUUGUGAGGAUCAUGGCUGCCUAUAUGAAUUUAUUUUAACACCUUAAAAUAUUUAUGAAGAGCAUACAAACCAUAAAAAAUAAUUUUCAUUAAAGUAUUAAACUUUAGCAUGCAAAAAGUGUUUAGAAGCUUUAUAAAAAAAUUAACAACUAAAUUAAUUUCAUAUUGAUUUAUUAAAUGAUGAGUAUUUUAGUCUAAAUAAAUUUGGAAAUGAUAAGAAAAUAAUUGAGAAUGAAGUGAAAGAAGUAUUUGAAAAAAUGGAGAAAGCACUUAAAGAAAUUCCUCUUGAGUAGAAAUAAAAUGAAGUGGAGAUUAGAAGAAAAAUUAUUGAAGUCGAUUAAAAUUAAAAAUAAAAUUAAUAAAAUAUUUAAGUUUAAGAAUAGGAUAAAUAAACCAAAAGAAAAUAAAUAGAAUAGUUAGAAUAAAGUAAAUAUUAUUUAUAUAUAAAGUGAAAAGAGCAUAAGAAGUUAGAAUUCAGGCAAUUGCUUCUUAAGAUGGAUUUCAUGAUUAUCUACAUGAUGAUUAUUUAGAAGGAGAAAGUGUACGAUUAAUGAUUAUUGGAGAAGAAAACUAACCUGAAAAGGGAUAUUCAAUAACUAAUUGCUACAAAAUGUUUGAUGAUAUAUAAUUUCUAUGAGAAAUUUAUUGAUCAUUUAAAUAUUAGAG